Salvia splendens (bonfire salvia) is the source of this 4212-nucleotide messenger RNA. Its product is annotated as putative late blight resistance protein homolog R1B-12. Bases 156 to 2903 code for a protein of 915 amino acids. Gene Ontology annotation, molecular function: ADP binding. The transcript is spliced from 4 exons. Gene Ontology annotation, biological process: defense response to other organism. Lineage: Eukaryota; Viridiplantae; Streptophyta; Magnoliopsida; Lamiales; Lamiaceae. The record is from RefSeq and is a predicted model, not a curated record.
AUAAUAAAAUAUUCCAUGGUCAAUACUUAUACAGUAUUUUUCUUGGCUAGCUAAAUUGGACUGAACUGAAGUCAAAUUCACACAUUAUUUCAACCUUACCCCUUUCUUCCUCCCGCCGCCACUCCACCACCACCAGAAACCCUCAGAUCUGAAGAAUGACGGCUUUUGGUGGUGUUCUUUCUCUUAGGAAUACAAUUGACAAUAUUCUCUGUUGUUCUCGUUUCAGCCUCGUAGAUCGCUCUCGACAAAUCAUAGAUGUCGUGUACAACGAGUUGGAUCCAUUGCAACAAAUUCUGGAAAAAUUGGACGGCACAAGUCCAAGCAGAAGCAGGAAGAAGGUGAAUGCUUUGGAUGGAAGAAUCAAAGAGGCAAUUUGGGGAUUUGAAGACUCAUUGGAAUCUCUUCUCAUUCAACACAUUCCUUCACAAUCUGAAAUUCUUCCAGAGAUAGUCUCCAUUGAUCUGCAGAGUCUCGAAAAUGAUGCGAAUUCGUUGAUCCAGAAGCUCGAUGAUAUGAAGGAGGAGUACAUUGAUGAAGUAGUGAAUAUGCCUCAAGACGAACCUAUUUCCUCAUCAAUUGGUUUCCAUGGAAGCAACUCGAAGAUGAUUGGAUUAUCAGAUCAAUUCGAGCAAGUCAAAGCCUAUCUUUUGCGAGGAGAUCUCCCGUGGAGGCUUGAGUACUCUAUCUAUGGCACGGCAGGCAUUGGUAAGACUGCUCUUGCUAUGCAAAUUUAUGAAGAUUCACAAAUUCAGAGCAAAUAUGAGUGUCGCGCGUGGGUUACCGUGGGCAGAGUACCUCAACCGAUCAGCCAAAUUGCACGAGGCAUUCUAGCUCAACUGUGUGGAAUUACACAAGGAGAUGAAGAUAUAAGUGAUCACUACUUGGAAGAGAGAUUGUAUGGCAAGAAAUGCCUCAUUGUGUUGGAUGAUGUCUGGGAGACAUCGAAUUUCUUGGAGGAUUCAUUUCUGAACAUAAAAAAUGGAUGUGUUCAUAUCUUGCUUACUGGUCGACAUCGAAAACUGCUGAAUAGCUUUCUUUAUGGAACUUGGCACGAGGUGCGGUUUUUGAAUGAAGAAGAGAGUAUGGAUCUAUUAUGUGAGAAGGUGUUUGGUGAUGAGAGUUGCCCUCCUCAACUUCACAAAGCUGCCACCAAAAUCGCCAAGCUUUGUGAAGGUCUCCCUCUCUUGAUACUAACUGUUGCUGAUAUCCUAUCCAAAUCCGAGCAUAACAGAUUCCCAACCUACUGGCAUGAAGUAGCAGAAAGGAGAAAUUCAGUCUUCACGGAUGCAUAUAAUCGAAUAUCAAAGGUACUUUUCCCAAGUUACGAGUACUUACCUCAAUAUCUGAAAAUGCCUUUUAUGUUUAUGGGAGUUUUCCCUCAAGAUUAUCACACACCCCCUUCCAAGAUCAUUGAUAUGUUGACUGCUGAGGGGUUGUGGUAUGAUCGGGAAUGUUUAAGAGAGCUAGCUUUCUACUACAGUCUUGUUUUACGCAACUUGAAGAGCGUGUUUAAAUCUUCACAUGAGGUGUCUGUUAGUGAUUUUAAAACUUGUUGGCUUCAUUCUUCAUGGCGGCAUGUGUGUAGAGGAGAAGCUAGUAAGAACAAGUUUUAUCUUGUCUUAAAUAAGUUAAUUCAUGCCGAAGAAAAAGCUCUAAAAGGCCAGCGCAGCUUGUGUCUCGAAAAUAACAUUUUAUUUGGCAUCAAAGAGUUUCGAGACUCGGUGAGAUUGAAUUGUGCAUCCUCUACACGUUCUCUCCUUUUAUAUGGUCCUUACCACCAAUAUCCAAUCUCUAUAGAUGUUGGUUUCAUGUUGCUAAGGGAAAUAGAUGCUCUUACACAACGUUUCUAUACAUUUCCAAUAGAAAUUUUGUCACUAGUCCAACUUAAGUACCUUGCUUUAACUUGUAACGGUGAUCUUCCUGCAACUAUAUCCAAACUUUUCAAUCUUCGAGUCUUGGUAAUGCAUCCACAUAUGAACAUUAGACGUUGUGAGGCUCCAUCAUAUGUACCAAUACAAAUAUGGGACAUGAAAGAGUUAGAGCAUAUUGAGAUAACGGGAAAGAGCCUUGCAGCUCCAUCUCAUGUUGCUUCUUUGAAAAAGCUCUCAACACUUGUUGGUGCAAAUGCUAGCAUUUGUACUCUCUUGGAACUUUCGAGAAGAAUUCCUAGCAUAAAGAAAUUAGGACUACACAUUGAGCUUACACCUUAUGAUGAUCAUAACGACCUUUUGAGUUGCUUUGAUUGCAUUUCAACACUUGGAAGUUUGGAGACACUCAAAUUCAGUAUCACAAAUCCUGUGAUCAAGCAUAGUCUGGUGUUCUCGGUGACUCCCGAGAAAUUGAGGUUUCCACGUAAUUUGAAAAAGUUACAUUUGGGUGGCAUUGGUUUACCCUGGGAAUACAUGGAUGUCAUUGGCUCUUUGCCAAGUCUUAAAGUGCUCAAAUUGCGAUCAUACGCCUUUUGUGGUUCUCAUUGGAAAGUGAAAAGGCAUAGUUUUUCGAGUCUUGAGUUUCUUCUUAUUGAAGAAAGUGAUUUGGUGCAAUGGAAACCAGCAUACCUAAGCUUCCUUAGGCUCAAAUACUUGAGCCUAAAACAUUGCUACAAACUAAAAGAGAUCCACAGGCCUGCUUCUGUGUAUGCAGAAUUUGGAAGAAUGAUCAUAGAGAUUGAAUUGGAGGACUGCAAUCCUUUAGCUUUGACGUGUGCCAGCCAAUUGCAACCAACUAAUGAUGUUAGGCUUCGUGUUACUGACUCUUCUUCUUUUUACGGGAAACCAACAACCUUCAAAUGUGAAAGGGAUGGAGCCGACUAUAUAUCUGGGCUUGAAAGAUCCAUUUUGGAAACUGAGGACGAGAAUGAUGAUGAAGAUAUGACUGAUAGUGAAGAUACAGACAGAGAAUGAUUUUGAAAUUAUGCCUACUGGGGAGAAGAUGGUGAAGAUAUAGGCUAGGACAUUGGUGAUUAUACAUGUGACGAGGAUGUGGAAGAGAAUGAUGAUGAAUAUACGUAUGAUCAUGAGGAAACAGAUGAGUGCACAGACAUCAAGGAUCAUGUGAGUUCGUAAACUUUUUUCUAGAGUAGAAACACAAGUAGAUAAGUAGAGAAAAGGUAAUUCUUAUCUAUCAACUAUUACUCUGAUUAAGAAUAACUAUUAAUUUUAAAAGACACAUCUACAGUUAUGGGCCAUUAUUUUUUAGAAUUACAAUAUUGCCAUUGCAAUCAGUUUUAAAGUGGUGACCCACUGUCUUUCAACAAGGUCAGUACAAGCAAAAACCGUAAUCCAUUUUUGAUUUGCUGGAGAGCUUUUUGGAGGCUUUGAAUGUGUUGCUACAUAGAAAUCAAAGUAUGAAUUUUCUUAACGAAUUCAACAACUUCUGCAGUGAUUUCUUGAUAUUUUGGUUUGAUUUCUAAUAAAUUAUCAUCAACAGUGCUGUGUUAUUGCGUUGUCGCCUGAAUUUAAGCAUUGUAAUUUAUGUUGGAUUCUUUUGAGGAUUAUAACUUGAGUGGAUUAUGUUUAGAUUGAAUAUUGUUAUGGGUUGGAUUUGAUUGAAAACAUUACUUGGGUAGAAGAAGAAUACAAUAAAAAUAUCAUAGAUUUUAGAUUCUGUCAUUUAGUUUGUGAUUCAAUCUUUCUUGUGUUAUGCAUGAUUUUGGCUUAAUUUGUUAUCACAGACUAAUUUCAUUAUAUAUACUGUUGUUUUGAAUUGUUAAUAUGAUUCAUGUAACUGAUGUUUUGCAUUUGAGGAAUAUAAUAGAACAAGGACAGCAAACAAAUCAGUUUCCAAACGAAAGUUCUCUUUUGUUCCUUUAACCAAAAAGAUGUGAACCCUGAAAACAUACAAAUUAUUGUUUCUUGUUCAAUUUUAAUACUGUACAAUGUUCAUUACUAUAGUUCCAACAACGAAGAUGAUGAGGAAGAGGAAGAAGAUCCAGACAAAGUCCGUGAUUUUGAAGGUAGUAUUAUACAUGGGAAUAUUUUGCAAGAACUAAGAUUAAUUGCAGUAGUAGCUUUCUAGUUUCUAGCUUUAUAGCUUGAACAUAUUACUUGAGCAUUUUAAUGUUUGUUUCUGUUGGGCUUCAUCUUUGUGAACAAUCGAUUUCUUGGUAUUUCGAUUUUGAUUCCGAUUCCGAUUCAAGGGUAUGUAGUUUGGAUUUUAUGAGCUUAAAUAUUCUCUAAAAUUCAUCUCCUACCAUUCUUCUCUUUUUGAUAA